AUGGGGAAAUACAUGAGGAAAUCUAAACUCUCAGAUGAAGUUGCCGUGAUGGAAGUUUCACAGACUCUGGGUGUCCGUACCCGGGCUAAAACUUUAGCCCUCCAACGCCUUCAAUCCAAUCUCUCUGAUUCUGACCCGUCUUGUUACCUUCAACUCCGCUCCCGGCGGCUUGUGAAAGCCUUGAAUUUGAAGUCAGAGUGUAAUAAAUUUAAUUUCGGUGGAGGGAAUUGUUUGGAAAGUUCCCAAAUUAAGGAUGAUCCCAAAACGAGUUCUGUUGUCAGAGGGACAGAUUCUGUGAAUUCGGGCCGGAGUUCUUCGGGCCCGAUCACCCCGAUAGAGAAAGAAAGUGGUUGUUCUGCCGGCCGGGUGGCCGAUAAAACCAGGGUUGAGUGUGAUUUGGGUGUGGAAGCUUCUUUUGGAGAAAAUAAUUUGGAUUUUGAACCCAGAGAGAGGAGCACCAGGGAAAGUACACCUUGUAGCUUGAUAAGGGAUGCGGAUAUCACCACCCCAGGGUCUUCUACAAGGCGAACGACCGAAAGUGCCGCGGAUGGAACCAGCCGAAGUGCACUUGUCACAAAUGCGCCUUCAACAGCUGAGAUAGAGGCAUUCUUUGCCCGUAUAGAGCAGCAACAGCAGCGGCAAUUCAUUGACAAGUAUAACUUUGAUAUCGCUAACGACGUGCCUUUAACUGGUCGUUAUGAAUGGGUGCGAGUAAACAACUAA
Molecule: messenger RNA, 723 nt
Organism: Oldenlandia corymbosa var. corymbosa
Lineage: Eukaryota; Viridiplantae; Streptophyta; Magnoliopsida; Gentianales; Rubiaceae
Source: the annotation of a GenBank genome assembly